GUCUCACAACCUGCACAAUACAUCAUUCAUCUGUCUACGCGCUGCCACCACCUGCUUCGUUCCUCAUCGUCUUUCAUCUGCCAAACCCUGUCCUUGACCACCUCUUCUUCCUUUAUCAGGCCACUCCGCACCACUGAAAUCGCCUCGCCGCCUCGCCGCAUCAUCAGACCUUCGCACUUCUGCUCUACCUACAGCAACCUCAAGCCAUUCAGCCAUUUUCCACCAUUACUGGCACACAACCCGUGCUCUGACACGCUCGCCGAGCGCUUCCUCUCCCCGAUCCUCUAGCCAUGUCCGUCUCGGUCGCUGAGCUUGACGCCACCGUCAAGGCCUUUCAAGAAGGCAAAGGCGACCUACAGAAACAGGCUCAGCAAAAGCUCAACGAGUUCAAAUCCAAUCCAGAUGCCUGGUUGAUGGUCGAUAAGAUUUUGCAAGAGGCUACAUAUCUUCCCACAAAAUAUCUCGGUCUGCAGGUGCUUGACGAUGUCGUCAACACUCGUUGGAAGGUUCUCCCACGCGAACAAUGCUUGGGUAUCCGAAACUUCGUGGUCAACCAGAUCCUGUCCUCCUCAGAAACCGAAGAGUCUCUCAAGGCCAACAAGCUCUUCAUCAACAAACUCGAUCUAACUCUUGUCACCAUCCUCAAGCAAGAAUGGCCACACAACUGGCCCACCUUCAUCAAUGAGAUCAUCUCCGCCUGCCACACCGGCUUGUCCGUCUGUGAAAACAACAUGAGCAUCCUGCGUUUAUUGUCCGAAGAGGUCUUUGAUUUCUCCCAGGACCAAAUGACUUCGACAAAGGCUAAGAACCUCAAGACCACCAUGUGCGCCGAGUUCUCCUCCAUCUUCCAACUCUGCAAUGAAGUCCUCACCACCGCCAAUUCCAUUUCUCUCGUCAAGGCCACUCUGGAAACCCUCCUCCGUUUCCUCAAUUGGAUCCCCUUGGGCUUCAUCUUCGAGACCAAACUCAUCGAUACCCUCGUCUCGCGCUUCCUCGAAGUCGAUCAGUUCCGAAACAUCACCCUCAAGUGCUUGACCGAGAUUGGAGGCCUGCAACUUGGCCAACAAUACCAGUACGACGACAAGCUCGUCCAGAUGUUUACCGAAACAUUGACCGUCGUUGCGCGUACACUCCCUCUCGAAACCGAUUUCCGCGAUGCGUAUGCCAGGGCUGGGCCGAGAGAGCAGGAGUACAUUCUCAACCUCGCCAUCUUCCUUUGCAACUACUUCUCUGUCCAUCUCCAGACCAUUGAACGACUGCCAAAUACCGACUACCUCCUGCAUGGCCACUUCUACUUGAUCAAGAUCAGUCUGAUUGACGACCGAGAGAUCUUCAAGAUCUGCCUCGAAUAUUGGACAAAGUUGGUCCAGGAGCUGUACGAGGAGAUGCAGCAACUUCCCAUCAAUGAGAUCAACCCACUUGUGGCCAUGGGUGGAAGCACACUGUCCAACGGCGGUGCUCCACACCCCAGCACAUUGGCGAAUUAUCCCCUCCGUAAGCACAAAUAUGCUCAAGUCUUGUCCAGCCUUCGCUCCGUGAUGGUCGAGAAGAUGGUGCGUCCUGAAGAAGUGCUCAUCGUCGAGAAUGACGAAGGAGAGAUUGUACGUGAAUUCGUCAAGGAGAGUGAUACCAUUCAGCUGUACAAAACCACUCGUGAAUGCCUGGUCUAUCUCACCCACUUGGACGUCGUCGAUACCGAGAAUAUCAUGUCAGACAAGCUGCAGAGACAGGUGGAUGGCUCAGAAUGGUCCUGGAACAAUUGCAACACCCUAUGCUGGGCGAUCGGCUCGAUAUCUGGUGCCAUGAACGAAGAAACCGAGAAGCGCUUCUUGGUCACGGUAAUCAAGGAUCUCCUCGGUCUGACCGAAAUGAAGCGCGGCAAGGACAACAAGGCAGUCGUGGCCAGUAACAUCAUGUAUAUCGUGGGACAAUAUCCUCGAUUUCUCAAGGCUCAUUGGAAGUUUCUGAAGACAGUCGUCAAUAAGCUGUUCGAGUUCAUGCACGAGACCCACGAGGGCGUGCAAGAUAUGGCGUGCGACACAUUCAUCAAGAUCGCAAACAAGUGCAAGCGUCACUUUGUCGCUCUUCAACCUGGUGAGACAGAGCCAUUCAUUGACGAAAUUGUUCGCAACAUGCGCAAGAUCACCUGCGACUUGACCCCCCAGCAGAUCCAUACUUUCUACGAAGCUUGUGGCUACAUGAUUAGUGCCCAGGGCCAAAAGAGCGUGCAAGAUCGUCUGAUUGACAAUCUGAUGAGUCUUCCCAACCAGGCUUGGGAUUCAGUGAUCCAGCAAGCAAAUGCCGAUCCUUCGAUUUUACAAGACGCCGAUACGAUCAAGGUUGUGGGAAACAUCAUGAAGACCAACGUCGCAGCCUGCUCGUCUAUUGGAAGUUACUUCUAUUCUCAGAUCGGCCGGAUCUACCACGACAUGCUUAACAUGUACCGGGCUUCGAGUCAAUUGAUUUCUGACUCGGUGGCAUCAGGCGGUAAUGUCGCCACAAAGACGCCUAAAGUUCGAGGCCUGCGUACCAUCAAGAAGGAGAUUUUGAAGUUGGUCGACAUCUAUGUUCAAAAGGCCGAUGAUCUGCAAAUGGUCAAUGACAGCAUGGUGCCACCCUUAUUGGACGCCAUUCUCCUGGAUUACCAACGCAAUGUGCCAGAUGCGAGAGAUGCCGAGGUGUUGAGUGUCACCACUACAAUUAUCCACAAGCUACAUGUACGUUGGAGCCCCAAGCGAUCUCGGCACAUGGUCAGAGGCAGUGAUGCAAGGAAGGAAACAUUUGCUAACAGAUUGCAGAAUCUCAUGGAUGACAAGGUCUCGCCAAUUAUGGACAGCAUCUUUGAAUGUACCCUUGAAAUGAUCAACAAGGAUUUCCACGAAUACCCAGAGUUCCGAGUCGAAUUUUUCAAGUUGCUGCAAGCGAUCAACCUCUUCUGCUUCCCCGCUCUCCUGAAACUAGAUGGACGACAGUUCAAGUUUGUCAUUGACUCUUGCAUGUGGGCCAGCAAACACGACAACCGCGAAGUCGAAAACACCGGUCUCUCCAUGUGUCUUGAGCUCAUCAACAACAUGGCGGAGACCGAGCCUCAGACAGCAGGAAUCUUCUUCCAACAAUUCUACAUCUCCAUCCUCCAGGACGUGUUUUUCGUUCUUACAGACUCUGACCACAAGGCAGGGUUCAAGUCGCAGUGUAUGCUGUUGGCACGCAUGUUUCAAUUAGUGGAGCAGAACAAGAUCUCUCAGCCGCUGUAUCAGCCAGAUCAAGCAGCACCUGGAACUUCGAAUAAGCAGUACGUCAGCGACUUCACUGCACGACUCCUACAGAAUGCCUUUUCCAAUCUCAAGGAGGUCCAAAUUCAGCAUUUUGUUAAUGGCUUGUUUGCGCUGAAUGAGGAUGCUACCAAGUUCAAGACACACCUCCGAGACUUUUUGAUCUCACUAAAAGAGUUUGCGGAUGACAACGCCGAACUCUACGCAGAAGAGAGAGAACAGGAGAAGAAGAACAUGGCAGACGCUGAGCGCGAGAGGGCGAUGAAGGUCGGAGGCCUCAUCAAGCCAUCUGAAUUAGAUCAAGAUGAUGAGCUGUGACUAGAAGAAGAACUACGAACCGAGUUCGUGAAGCCUUCGGGAGAACAGCCGGAGGAACCGUCUGUCGCACACUAUGCUAUGGAGCAGCCCAGUCCACAAGACGAGUAUGAAGACGGAUGGCUGUUUUACAAGGUGUAAACAGAUGUGAUGUGACCGGGACGGGCCCAGCCGGGGCAGGACGGAGCACGGGAGAGGGGACGCCGCCCAUGGGCUCGGAUGCGAGCAGACGAGAGAUUACAUUGUAUGACGUGUUUCCUAUUUCUUCGGCCUUGUCAAGAUACCAUAAAAGUGCAAUUGGGCCAGGACUGAGCAUUGGGGCAAGUGGUGGAUGUCUAGGUAGAAACUUGCUGGGGUGCUGGUCAGAACAGGAGAUGACGACGCAGGUCAUCUCCUGACCAGACCUCUCAAGCAUGCAUAUGCAGUAAGACGUGAGAAAGGUUUAGAAUACAGCAAAGGUUCAAGACAGGAGAGAAUUGUAUCAGCAUUCAUCAUGUCUGGCCAUAAAUCAAUCAUGA
Exophiala mesophila is the source of this 4105-nucleotide messenger RNA. RefSeq lists its product as uncharacterized. Lineage: Eukaryota; Fungi; Ascomycota; Eurotiomycetes; Chaetothyriales; Herpotrichiellaceae. The coding region runs from base 291 to 3590 and encodes 1099 amino acids. Gene Ontology annotation, molecular function: nuclear export signal receptor activity; small GTPase binding. The record is from RefSeq and is a predicted model, not a curated record. Gene Ontology annotation, biological process: protein export from nucleus; ribosomal large subunit export from nucleus; ribosomal small subunit export from nucleus. The transcript has 2 exons. Gene Ontology annotation, cellular component: cytoplasm; nucleus.